UAAAGUCAAUAUCUGCUUCACAUAACAUGACUAACAAUGCAACAGCAAUGUGUAAGAAGUUGGUAAUAGCUUAAUCAUGAUCAUUUGAGAUACAUUUUUUAUAGGCCUAACUAUAUCCAGAGUUGUAUGUUUAAUAUGUAUUAUGUCAAAGUAUUUAAUGUAAUAAUGACCAAAUUAAACAUGUCUAUAUAGUUUAUUUGAAUAUAAUUUUUUGGAUAACUAUUUCGUAUUUUAAUUUAAACUUUUAAAUACAUUAAGAGUCUUACAUUUCCUCACCUUCUAAUGGGGCUAUCAAUUCAGCCUGGUUUAAAUGUGGUAGGCUAUGGAGGUAUGUAAUAGUUGUUAUUUAAUAUAGCAUUAAGGACUUUCCCUAACGUUUCAUACCAUUUUCUGGACACAUUUAAAAAAUAUAUUAUUUUUUCUUCACAUUUUGUAUUAACAUAAUUGCAAGGAUAGACAUGCAUGUAGUCCUACUCUAGUGUAAAGUAGGCCUAAUGUUUAAAAAAUAUUUGGAAAUUACCUUCCAUAGCAUAUUCUAUGCAAUAAAUCGAGAAUAUUCGUGGGAAAAUGUAUGUCAGAUAAGGUUCAAUGGACGACCUUGACCUAUAGUUAACGAUUACCCUAAUACACAACUCUGUGCUCCGGUGCAGCAGCCAGUGUAGUUGGAGCUCAGCGGUUGAAUUGUUCCCUGGACUCCCUGAUGUGUGUCAAAUCAGUUCAGCACAGCUGGGACUGGGACUAGCGAUAUUUUAGUUAUGACUUCCACUGAACUGCUUUAGAAAAAUGCACGAGCAAAACAAAUCAGUUUCCGAUGCUGAGUUAAUUUGUUUUGGGGUUUGAGGUAAUCAUUUGUAAAAGGUAUUUUGUUGGUUUAUUCAAGUAGCCAUUUGGGAAUUGUUUUGCGCAAUAUUCAAAAUAACCCGUCAAUGGAUUUUCUUGACAAAACGAAUUGUUUGCUUGAAGAAACCUUCGAACAAGAUAAUUAAAUGGGACAAUGAUUAACUGAGGUUGUGGGUUUCUUCAGGCAAACAACUAGUGGUGUCAAUAAAAUUUGGGGUUUAAGGACAGGAUUAGUCAGAGUUGAACUUUUUGACAGUAUCUAAAUGGUAGGUUUACUUCAGUUAGGGUAGAUAACAAUUCAUUACCGUUUAGCUCUGAAGCAUUGGUCAUGGUGCGAGGUCAUGAGUUUUGAUGAUCAAUUGUUGCUCGUUAGACCAAUUUUGUCCUUUCUAAUUAUUUGUUCACAAUCUAGAGGGAUAUUCGCAUGGGGUCUUGAUUAGCAGACAAGGACGUGCAUGUAUGUGUUCUAUAUUUGAUCACUUUACUUAUUAUUCUUAGGUCUAUUGACAGACUACCGAAAGAAAUGGCACACAUGUGGCUUCAUCUUUUUGAUCUUGAAUUGGACCACAACCUUUGAAUUAAAUUAGUCGAACGCUCAUUAAAAAAAAUACAAAAUAUCAUGUCCAACUGCAUCUUAGAAGUAUUCCUACUUUUAAAAAUGCCAAUAUCUCAUGGCUUCUGCAUUGUAGAUUUGCUUCGUUAUCUAUAGCCUAAUAUAAUACAGGUUUUACAUUCAUGUCAGCCUAACAGUUGACGUUUCUAUCUUUUGGAAAAUACGAAAUAUGACUCAUCACACACCCUGAUGACCCACGCCUCCUUUAAUAAACGGAGCUAAAAGACAAUCUGCUGGGUUCAUUCUCUAUAUGACUUGCCUAGUUAAAUAAAGGUUCAAUAUUAAUACAGUAGGCCACACACCAUUUAUGUACUGCAAUCAAUUUCUCUCGCACGCCCGGGACUAUAGGCCAACCCAUGUGUAUGUGCAACGUUAUGUCUCCUAAUUGUUUUAGGCCUAUGUCUUUUGCGACAAGCAAUGUAUAGACGGUGCCAGACGCACGGCAGUGGGGUAGGCUAUAUUACAAUGCAGGGACCAGAGGCCGCAGGAGUCUCAUUACAGGUGGUUGCCGUCGGGGACCGUUUUAGCCAGCCAUGGGUUGGUCCUGGGCAGGAGGGCCAUGAUCGUUCAAAAGGUGCAGAUGAAACGCGGAUGCUGCUGGAUGUGUGUGACGAUGGGACGUCUGUGUAGCAUAUUUGACUAUUUUCAUAAGAUGUGGUCGUGCCUUGAUAUGGGAUGGGGUGCUUGCCCUUGCAGGUACGGCAGUAACCCUCAAGACUGGGUGGAGUGUCACAGACUAUGUUGCCAAUAAACCUAUGAGCUUUUUAUUUUAUUAUUCACGAUUUUAAUAUGUAUUAUUCAAUAGGAGUUAUAAUAUCGCUACUAGGUUACAUUUACAUUUUGCAUGAUUUUGUAACUUUUUUAAGGGGUUCACAUUAAAGAAAAAUAUUACUUUGGUCAAUUACCAUAAUGCGUCUUAUGGAGAGAUGAUGUAACAAAAUGUAAAUGACAUGCCUGCAGGGAGACAGAAAUAUUAGAGUGCUGGAGCUGAGCUAGAGGCUGACUGUGACCUUAAAUAAUCUCUGGCAUUUCUAACACUCUGGCCCAUCAUUUUAAUUGGGGACCCCAAACGAGCCCGUUUUAUUGCUUGAGGCCCCCAUUAUUAGCCAGAUAAUGAUACUUUUGCGAAGAAAAAAAACAAGUUAUGCAGGCAAAAAUGGAUCAGCCCUUCUGGCAUUUGCCCGAAAUGCCAGAUGACUAGUCUGCCCCUAUGGGACACUGAACCACUAGCCUUCUGUAGAAUUCAGUCAGUCUGGGAGCUGAAUGCCACUCGGACUAGAGGGUUAUUCUCUCUCUUUUUUUUUUAGAUUAACAAAGUGUCCAUUCAUGUUGCUCUCCCCAGGGAACUGGGCUCUGGCCUCCGAACACGUGACACAAACAGACCAACCUGAGAGCGCGUGUGAAAAUGAACCUGGCUGUGACAACAGCGCGAGCCUCUCAACUGCCAUUGACAGUUACAAGGCCUUCCCUUACAGCUGAAUUCUGAUAUAGGAUUGAAAAUAAUAGUUAUUCCUGGGUAUAGUUCGGAAUACUUUUUAUAGACUAAAUUAAAAUAGUGUAGGUUAAGAAAUACAUACAUUAUUAGUGUUUAAAAUGAAUAAAAGGUGCCCUAUUUUAACUCUUAGCAGUUUUUAAAAUCUAGCCUAUAGACUAUGUUAUUACUACACAGUAGGCCUAUGUCUGUUAAAUUUCCACCUGGUUGAGGAAAGGACAUAUCCUUUCGUAAGCCCAUACCCUAGCAGUGGACUUUCCCCGCAGCUGAGAAAACAUCUGCCUAAAUUCUCCAUAUGAGUGCAAUUUACCAAACCACAUUCCCAUCAAAAUGCAUAAGCCUUUGAUCUCGCACCACCGGAGGGGGGCAACCAAGUCCUGUGAACAACCAACAGUAUUAUACACAUGUGGUUGCUGGAUAACCCCGCAAGAUGUCGCCAUGGACUUGACUUGCACCUUUUGUUGCUUGGGCGCAGAAGGAUUGUUAUUUUGUUCACAGGUUUUAACCCUCAUUAACGUUAAACCGAGACGCGCAUACCCUGCAUUUUCCAGAUGUGCAUUACAUGUACACGGCCACUAGAUAGAGCCCAAGUAUCAAAAAUACGUUGUGCCUUUUUCAGUUCUUGGCCUGGGCCUGUUCCUAGUUGGAUACAACCGGGAAUGGAUUUCGUCAUCAUUACCGUUAUUCGCCCUCCCCACCUCCUUCACCCCCAAUCACCACCCAAACUAUACUAUCUGUGGCCGUUAGCCCUACCAUUCGUUUUAUAGAACCAAGCCUAUCAUUACAAAAUGCGAUUUCAAUUAUCUAUAUAUAUACAAAAAACAUCGUAUUAUUUUGUUAAUUUAUUUUAUGAGUUAUUUACUUAUAUAGGCCAAUGUUUAGGGGUUGAAUGUGCAAAUAUAAAGUGUUCGGAAAAUACGUAUCAAUACUAGCCUGCAUAAAUAAAAGGCUUCUAAAUAAGAAGUAAUUGGCAUUUGUCGGCAUUUAUUUCCCAAAGUUUCAUGAAGGCUCCAAUUAUCCAGGUGUGGAAAAGCUGUGAGUCGCGCAGUGCACUUGGAGGUGACAGAUGGCUGGAGCCAGUACUGCGGAUCGUCUUUUCACUGAACUGACCUAAAACAAAAGCUAAAAGAGAUUGAACGCGUAUUAAGUACUCAGUCGUGUGGGAACGCAGGCCUAACUAAUGCGAUAAAAAAAAUGUAAUUACGUUUUGGUCAAGCUUUUUGGAUUAUUGGACCCACAGGCUAUUCCGAUUGAUUGAUUGCCUAUACCUACAAUUUACCACAAAUAGCCUACAUGUUGUUUUAUCCAUCUUACACAACUUCUAUCAUUAAAUUAUGUAACGACAAAUGCAAAUUACCGCUUUUGAAACGGUUUCGAUUUACAAAUCUUUGGGCUUGGUAAUUACGCGAUUGAUUGAAUUUAUUUGACAAGUUGUACAAGACAUACAUAAGGGCGCUCCAGCUAGUGACGCCUCCACAUACAAUUUAAGAAAAUCAUCAAGGAUAACACAGUUAAACUUAACAGCUUAUUUCCAUUGUGGUCCAACGGUAAUGAUGACGAAAUCCAUUCCCGGUUGUAUCAACCAUCAUCAUCCUCACACAUACACACAGAGACACAUAGCGAGGACAUCCAUUUUCUACCAACGCUGUCAGGGGGCUAGGGUGGACAUUACUACUCAUACAAUGCAGCCGCAGCGUCAGUCACAGGCGUCCACAGAUGUUGCUAAGAGAGCAUCUCAGUGAGCUAGCAGAAGGAUUGGAGCGGAACAUUGGUGAUGUCUUCUCACCAAGUUGAUUUUGGAUUCUAUUUUUAUUCCUAUAUUUGGUGGUUGCAAUGUCGCCAACUCUAAGUCUGAUUUUCAUGUAUGUACUGUUCCUGUGCUGUUUGUCUCCCUGCGCGGCAGACCUAUGCAACUGGACUGGAAGUGGUUUGGCGCGUGAGGCUGAGGCUAACUCGCGGACUGUGCAGCAGGUGCGGCUGCGUUGCACGGAGGGUUCGGUGGAGUGGGUCUACCCGGGCCAGGCGCUUCGGGUCGUCCUGGAACCCAACCUGUCCUCUGCGCGCCACACAACGGUCUGUAUCAAACCGUUCCGCAGCUUCAACGGCGCCAGCGUCUACAUCGAGCGGGCUGGGGAACUGGACCUGUUGAUGACGGAUGGAGGGCGGCCGGAGCAGGUGUUCUGUUUCCGGUCGGACGGACCUCAGAAGCCAGCCAUCUUCCUCCUGGCAAACCCGCAGAGGGAUAUCAUCCAACGCGCAGUAGGCUUCAGAUAUGAGUUGCUGGGCAAUCGGACCACUGCGCCCAACCUCGGCCAAAGUGUGUUGCAGGCUAGCUGCCGUCCCUGCAAUGACACAGAGCUCCUCCUGGCCAUCUGCAGCAGUGACUUUGUGGUUCGCGGCUCCAUCAGGAGCGUAUCCCACAAUGCUGAGCGGCAGACAUCGUUGGUGGAGGUCUCAGAGGGGAGGGUGUACCGGCAGCGUAGCGGGGUGUUUGAGCGCCACACUGGCACCAUAGGGGUUCCCGGUUCCAGUUCCUCAUGGCACGGUCACAUCCACACACUGUUACAGUGUCACGUAAAGCCUGGGGGCGGAGAGUUCCUAUUCACAGGGACAGAACACUUUGGGGAGGCCUGGCUGGGUUGUGCCCCCCGCUAUAAAGACUUCAUGUCCCUCUACCAAUCAGCUUGGGCGGCUCGCCAGAACCCCUGUGAGUUCCCGCUGGACUGAGGGUGUGUCCCAUUUCCUAGUGGUGAUCCAUGAGCCCUUUGACCUGUAGGUAGGGUUUAUUUUCUUAAAUGGAACACAUUGAGUCUCUUCUUUCUACCCCAGUUGGCAUGGUAGAGAUGAUGUCGCCAUGGCAGCAAGCGAGCGAGAUGAGUUCCUCACGACCACAGCGGUUUGAGAGAUGUUGUCCCUUCUACUCCUCCUGAUUCUAUACCGCUCACAACACCAGCAGGGACAAAUCUGUUGGAGCACUUGUAGAGCACAAGGAGUACAAGGCCCAGGGCAGGGGCCCACAGGGGACCCAUCCAGGCAGCACUAGAGGGGCCCCUGCCGGCCCCAGCAGGGAAAGGCUUAGAGAGCCUGGCCCUUUGUCUCUCUUCUCAACGCCCACAGCUCCCAGAGACUAAAAAUGGUUAGACUGCUGCUUCACGCUUUGUCUCUCCCCACACCAACUGCUGCUCACUUCAGGGUCUCGGCGUGAGGUGUCCUCUGAACUACUGUGGCAGGAAAUCAUAUGAAUUUAAUGUCUGAUUGUUGUUAGAGGUUUUAUGUGGUCUUGUUUAUUCCUUUGUACAAUACGUUUUGAAAUAUGUUAUUGUAAUGUAAAUUAAAUGUUGUGUAAAUUCACAAGGAUUUGAUUAUUUACAUAUUGAUUGUAUCAUUCUGGUUUUAUUACAGGGUAUGGAUGAUGCUGCAGUGAAGGUGCAAACCCUCAGUUUGAUUACCAUUUAUUGCCAAAUAUAUAAGCAAUGUUUGUGGGGAUUUCUUGUGUACUUUUUUGACUGACUUGAAAUGCACUUUCAAGCAAUUACUUAAACUUUUGAACAAGAGAUUUAUUUUGUUCUUCAUAACAUUCUUUAUUGUGGUUCUUGAGCGUUAUGAGAAAAUAUUUGUUGAAAAUAGCUCCUCCUGUAGGAAAUAAUGAUCAUGAAUAUUUGCAUUACAAUUUUCUGCAACGCAUUUAAAUGACAAAAACAUCUAUUGCACUAAUGUAUCUAUUGUCUAUUAAAACAAUACUGUUAAA
Salvelinus fontinalis (brook trout) is the source of this 6693-nucleotide messenger RNA. RefSeq names its product meteorin-like protein. The record is from RefSeq and is a predicted model, not a curated record. Bases 4779 to 5672 code for a protein of 297 amino acids. Gene Ontology annotation, molecular function: hormone activity. NCBI's taxonomy places the organism in Eukaryota, Metazoa, Chordata, Actinopteri, Salmoniformes, Salmonidae. The transcript has 4 exons.